CUAAAUUAAGAGUGAAGUGAUGAUUCCCGUGAAUACAAUUCAAUAUCUUAACCUUGAAAUUUAAAUGAAAAUCUGUCAAGUGCAUUGGUAAUACUCAUUGCAGAACAACAUUUCGUAUACGCCAUGUGGUUAUUAUUAUUCAUGGUUGCUUUAAGCGGCAUCAAUGCCGAUAUACCCAAUUGUGAUUACUAUGACACAGUGAGAUUGUCGGAAGACCAAAAGUUACUAAAUGGUUCGUACAAGUACCAGAAUAUCAUAAUUCCACCGGAACUAACUGGUGAAUAUGAUUACGAGAUUCGUAUGGACGGAGACUCCGAGAAGGUUUCAAGGCAUCUGCGCGGUUGUGCUUGUCGCUUAGGCACUUGCAUACGAUACUGUUGUCCCAAGAACCAGAAGCUCGUUGUCGAAGAGCGCAGAUGCAGCGAGGAUAUUCAGGACUUAGAUGACUUUGAUGGCCUUGUGGAUUUCGUUUGGACGAAUGGCACCGAAAUGAAGAUACACGUCCCCGAUGACUUGAUCAUACAAAGAGAUCUUCCGGUGCCUUGCUCAGAGCAUAUCAGUAUUAUCGCUGAUUAUAAAUGGAAACUGCUGGAGAAUGGAAAUAUCGCAUACCUAUUUGUGUCAGAUAAUUCAAGUAACCAACGAUCCAAAAAUCAAUAUUGUCUACAGCCUCAGCGAUUUGAUAACGAAUCAAGGGUCGAACUGAUUCCACAAUUUUGCGAAGAUCCUCAAACUAUAUGGCCAACCAUAACGCUGCUUAUACUGAGUAUUGUUUGCUCCGUUCUUACGAUCGCUGUCUACAUGGGAUUGCCAAAACUACGAAAUCUUCAUGGAAUUUGUUUCAUUUGUUACUUGUUCAUGUUGGUAGUGACUUUUUUGUUGCUACUUUUAAUCAACAUUUAUAAUUCGUUUAUGUCGGAAAAUCAAUGCAAAGCAAUUGGUUACGUUGGAUACUUUGCUGAAAUGUCGAGAUUUCAUUGGCUCAGUGUUAUAAGCUUCGAUUUGUGGAAGAGCUUUCGGGGCACCAACUAUAACGAAGAUUAUACAAUCGCAUAUCGGUUCACCAUCUAUAGCAUAAUUGUCUGGACAUCUGCGGCUGCUUUAACCCUAAUUAUAUUUAUUAUUGAUAGCACUUUGGAUCCAAAUGAUAUAGAUCAACUACCUUGGAUGCCAGGAGUGGGAAUAUACUCCUGCUGGGUCAAAAGUGAGUAG
Molecule: messenger RNA, 1212 nt
Organism: Drosophila albomicans
Lineage: Eukaryota; Metazoa; Arthropoda; Insecta; Diptera; Drosophilidae
Product: probable G-protein coupled receptor Mth-like 11
Exons: 5
Coding region: 124-1212 (362 amino acids)
Biological process (GO): cell surface receptor signaling pathway
Cellular component (GO): membrane
Molecular function (GO): G protein-coupled receptor activity
Source: RefSeq, a predicted model, not a curated record